GAGGUACACCCAGAGGAGAGCAGGCGUCAGUCUGCAGUCUUUACUCCCUCUGUAGUGUGUCUGAGUUGACGUCGUCAUGUCCGACGUGUUGGAGUUCCAGGUGACGGUCCACACCUCACCUGGUCCUACCUGUGGAACCUUCAGCCGCCUGUGGCUCAGUCUGAUCGGCUCUGUGGGGGAGACUCCGCCCAUCAGCGUGACCGAAGUUGGCCGCUGUCUUCUGCCUGGAUCGACGUGUCUGGUCCAGGUGGAGGCCAACGCUCGUUUAGGUCGUCUGCUUUCAGUCCGGCUCCGCCUGGAGGCCCAGACCGGGUUCCCAGACUUGGACUGGCACUGCAGCCGUGUGGAGGUCUGCAGCCCGGGUGGUGGUGGAACCGGACCAGAGGAUCCAAAGGUGGAGGUGUUUCUGUGUGACCGCUGGUUACGGUCCAGAGACGGAGACGUAGAGCUGCGAAGUGGGAAGAUGUGUUUGCUGAAGGAUGAAACCGAGGAGCAGCUGAAACAGCAGAGAAUCAAACAGCUCCAACAUCAGCAGACGAUAAUCAGAUGGCGUAUGUUUGUGGACGGCGCUCCACACUGUGUGGAUCUGAAUAGUCUGUCUGACCUGGGCCCUAACCUCAGCUACACCCAUAGAAGUCCACCUAUUAACCUGCACUACCUGAAGGGCUUCACCGGAAGAACCCAGGCCUGGACCAGCUUCAGAGAACUGGACAUGUUUUUUGCCCUGUGUGGAAGCCAAAACAAUGUGGCAAGAUUUAUUCAGGCUCACUGGAAGGACGACUGGUAUUUUGGGUAUCAGUGUCUGAACGGCCCUAACCCUCUGCUGCUGCGUCGGAUCCACCUCCUACCUGCAAACUUGUCUGUCACCUCGGACAUGCUCCGCCCCUUCCUGCCCGAAGGCUCCUCCCUGGAACAGGAGCUCCAGAAAGGGACCAUUUACCUGCUGGACUACGAGGUCCUGGACGGUGUCCCAGCCAAUCAGAUCCAUGGAAAGCAGAGCUACCUGUCAGCUCCUCUGUGUCUUCUACACCUGAACCAGCAGGGACAGCUGCUGCCCAUCGCCAUCCAGCUGCAGCAGGAUCCUGGUCCUCUGAACCCUGUCUUCCUGCCCUCUGACCCCAGAUGUGAUUGGCUGCUAGCCAAGAUGUGGGUCCACAGUGCCGACUUCCAGGUCCACCAGUUGGUCUCUCAUUACCUGAAGACUCACAUGAUGGGAGAACUGUUCUCUGUGGCCACACUGAGGCAGCUCCCAGAGCCACACCCACUGCACCAGCUGUUGAUGCCUCAUGUUCGGACGUCAAUGCAAAUUAACUUUCAGGCUCGAGCUACACUGCUCAACACUGAUGGCGUGUUCGAUAAGGUGGUGGGUUGUGGACUGAAGGCGUUGCCCGUGGUUCUGUCGCGGGCUUCAGCGAGGAUGCGUUACAGAUCUCUGUGUGUUCCUGAUGAUGUGUCUGACCGUGGUGUCGACAAACUGUUGCAGAGUUUCUAUGCACAGGAUGCACUGAGGGUAUGGGACGCCCUGCAGAGGUUCGUGGUUCGCUGGGUUGAUCUGUUUUAUCGUGGAGACGAUGAUGUCCAGCAGGAUUCUGAAGUCCAACACUGGAUCGAUGACAUCAACACACAUGGUUUCACACAAGACUCAGGUUUCCCUCAGUCCUUCCAAACCAAAGCAGAACUGUCCAAGUUCAUUACCAUGACCAUCUUCACAUGCUCGGCUUUGCACGCCGCUGUCAACUUCUCCCAGUUGGACUUUGCUCUCUGGAUGCCAAACUGUCCUCCCUCCAUGCUGCGUCCCCCUCCUCAGGUCAAAGGUCAGGUGACAGAGGAUGACCUUCUGUCUUACCUGCCUGAUGUGAACUCGACCUGUCGUGUCCUGACGUCUCUGACACUGUUGUCGCAACCUGCCGUCAACUAUGUUCGCCUGUGUCACUACAAAGAGGCUGUUUUCUCAGGGAGCACCCUCCGCAGGCUGGUUGAAGAUGUGCAGGCUGAACUUCAGGCCAUUUCUGAAAAAAUCGCAGAACGUAACAGGACGCUGCAGCUGCCGUACCCAUAUCUGAGCCCUGAACGCAUCGAGAACAGUGUGGCCAUUUAAACCCACAUCUUCAACAAGAGUUUAGUCUGUGCUUUAACCUUAUCUUUACACAAACACUGUUUCAGCGGGUCUGCUUUUAUUCUGACAACUGCAAUACCGGUUCAAAUGUCUGGACGGUUUUUUUUGUUUUUUUUUUUUAAUAAAUCUGCUUGUGAAGUG
Molecule: messenger RNA, 2257 nt
Organism: Sphaeramia orbicularis (orbiculate cardinalfish)
Lineage: Eukaryota; Metazoa; Chordata; Actinopteri; Kurtiformes; Apogonidae
Product: hydroperoxide isomerase ALOXE3
Exons: 15
Coding region: 77-2098 (673 amino acids)
Biological process (GO): lipid oxidation
Molecular function (GO): oxidoreductase activity, acting on single donors with incorporation of molecular oxygen, incorporation of two atoms of oxygen; protein binding; iron ion binding
Source: RefSeq, a predicted model, not a curated record